UCCUCUUUUUCUCUGCCACAAGACUGACGAGCAGUACCUUUUAUCUCUGCUAAUUUAGUCUAGUUUUCUUUAGGUAUUGCUAGACUUCGUUCUUUCUUUCGUUAGAAUGGGUUCAGAAAGAGAAGAUUAUAACAGUUUUAGGCUAGCUUUGAUGUCUGUUAAAGCUAUCUUGGCCCGUGUUCCUGUGUUUGUGCUGCCAUUCGCCUGAAGCCCAGUGUUGAGCUUUUUGUGUUGGGUUGGGGAUGUUUGACCGCCUGGUUUCGCCCUCCUUUUCUUUAUGUUUUGCUCAAUGUGGUGAUUGUUACUCUCGGAGUUAAAUCUGGGGCGCUCACCAGCUCUUCAACGAGUGAUCGAACAGAGGUUUCAGAGGAUUAUCAAAUGGAGUGUUCUGCCGAUCUUUACAUUAGCAAAGUGGCGGCUGGCGAUGAUAGCGACCGCUGCAUAGCUCCUGAUUCUGAACAAGAUAAUGUUGCUAUUGAAGAGGAGGUCGUGGUUUCGAAUCCAAGUCAAGAAAGUGGAGAAACCCAGCUGGUUUCUUCCCAUUUGAUUGAUGAGGUGGAUGGAUUUCGAAUCGCGUCUUCUGUCUGCAACGAGGAGAGAGAGAAAGCAAAAGAAGAAGAAGAGAUGCUGAGCGCUGAAGAAUUGUAUGAAAAGUCAGAAAUGUUCAUAGGCAACUUCUACCGUGAGCUUAAGCUCCAACAGAUCGAGUAAGGGAGCACGGUACAGAACCAAGAAUAGAUUGUAACCAUUCAAUCUCUCUAGUCAUUAUCUAACGAGAUGUAAUCGAGCUAAGAGCUUGUAGUAAAACAUGAUCAAUGAGAUAAAAAGUAUAUGUCUGAAAAUACAAAUGGAUCUCAAUGAUGGCGGGCAUUCCCACCUAAUGUUCCAGUGCCUACGUUUUCCUUGUAUUUAGUGAGUAAAAGCGUAAUCGAGUCCAUUCGCUCUUGCCACUAGAAUUGGGAUUCCUAUUUCCCAUUCUAGCUUUGGUGCCAUACCGUGCCAUACCUUCCAAAUCCAUUUUGAUUUGGAGAAGCGAGCGCCGUGAAAGUACAUCCCACUUAGCCAAAUAAAUAUUAUUGCUCGGUUUACCCAACCCAAAAGGGAGCCCCGGGAGCAGGGAUAGCAUAGGUGGCAAGGGUAUAAGAACGGGUAGGGAGGGAUAGGUUGUUCCGGUUGGGCCGGCCCUUCCGUAAAUAAAUAAAAUGGAUGGUGGUGAUGCAGUGGAAGUCAUUGUUUCCAUUUAAUGGCGUCUUAUGUACACAGCAAAA
Messenger RNA from Cryptomeria japonica (Japanese cedar), 1268 nucleotides. RefSeq lists its product as uncharacterized. The record is from RefSeq and is a predicted model, not a curated record. NCBI's taxonomy places the organism in Eukaryota, Viridiplantae, Streptophyta, Pinopsida, Cupressales, Cupressaceae. The coding region runs from base 379 to 711 and encodes 110 amino acids. The transcript has a single exon.